Daldinia childiae is the source of this 744-nucleotide messenger RNA. Its product is annotated as putative serine threonine protein kinase protein. The coding region runs from base 1 to 744 and encodes 247 amino acids. NCBI's taxonomy places the organism in Eukaryota, Fungi, Ascomycota, Sordariomycetes, Xylariales, Hypoxylaceae. The record is from RefSeq and is a predicted model, not a curated record. The transcript has 3 exons.
AUGAUUGAGAAGCACAUGCUGCUACUCAACGCCAAUAACCACUACAAUGCUAAGCAACUGAAAACUCUGUUAAAUGAGAUUUUUGACCUCCCAAACGAUCAAAAUCAUCGCCUGCCGCUUGAUACACUACCUUCGGAUAUAUUGCCGAUGGAGCCCGAGCGAGGCCUGUGUCUCACAGCGUUAGGAGAGCACAUCGCGAAAUUACAAUCUACCUCUGGCUUUAGUGCAAGAAGACCUCGGGACGCUAUCGAUAUAGAAAUUAACGAGCUCGUGGAUGGCCUCAAGAGUAAUGUACCCGGCCGGCAUCACAUCUUCUUCUUCAAUGAUUCCACGACCAUGGAGAACUACCGCCGCGAGCUCGGACUGAUCGAGCCCGGUUUCGGGCAGCUCGUUGACAGUGUGCUCAUCCCUUACUUACCAAUCCGGAAAUCAGGCGUGAAUUUCAACCUCUUCGCGAAUAAGCCGACGAGCAUAUACGUUUUUACGGAUGGUGACUGGGGCGAUGACCAAGAGGUCGCCUACCGCGUCGAACGGCCGAUAGAGCGGCUAAACAAGGGACUCCAGGAGCAGAAGUUGGAUAAAAAUCACAUCUCAUUCCACUUUGUGCGGUUUGGCGAUAGUGCGAAUGGCAAAGCGUAUCUGAAUCAUUUGGACAGUUUCGGUAGGGACGAUAACUGGGAUAAUUCCGAUAUUAAGACUGUCUUCAGUCCUGUAAAGUAUAUUAUCAUUGGUCCGCUUGUCUAA